This is a messenger RNA of Zalophus californianus (California sea lion), 3609 nucleotides long. It is a transcript of the gene ANKRD40, whose product is annotated as ankyrin repeat domain 40. The transcript is spliced from 6 exons. Lineage: Eukaryota; Metazoa; Chordata; Mammalia; Carnivora; Otariidae. Gene Ontology annotation, molecular function: protein binding. The record is from RefSeq and is a predicted model, not a curated record. The coding region runs from base 117 to 1271 and encodes 384 amino acids.
GAGCGCUCUCCUAGAGCAGAAGGAGCAGCAGGAGAGGCUGCGGGAGGCCGCGGCCUUGGGGGACAUUCGGGAGGUGCAGAAACUGGUGGAGAGCGGGGUGGAUGUGAACUCCCAAAAUGAGGUCAACGGCUGCUGUGGUCAGAAUCGGACCACUUCUCAGUAGCUCUACCUCUACACCUCUGGUACCCAGCCACCAUCAUCCUGUUGCCCGGAUUCUCGCUGCAGCCCCCCAGCUCGUCUCCUUGCUUCCAUCCUUAAUACCCUGCAGUCUUUUCUCGGCGCAGCAGCCAAAGGGAUCCUGUUGUAAAAAGACCUGUUUACACUGGGCAUGUAAGCGCAAUCAUGGUCAGGUGGUCUCUUACUUAUUACAAUCAGGAGCUGACAAAGAAAUUCUUACGACAAAAGGAGAAAUGCCAGUGCAAUUGACAUCAAGGAGGGAAAUCAGGAAGAUCAUGGGAGUGGAAGAAGAUGAUGGUGCCGACAGCCUCCCCCAGCUGAAGAAGGAGUCAGAACUGCCCUUUGUUCCCAACUAUUUGGCCAACCCAGCCUUCCCUUUCAUCUACACCCCUGCGGCAGAGGAUCCAGGCCAGCUACAGAACGGGGGCCCCUCCACACCUCCGGCAUCGCCCCCUGCGGAUGGCUCUCCUCCCUUGCUCCCUACGGAGGAGCCUCCCCUGGCUGGGGCCUUUCCACGGGACCACACCUCUUUGGCAUUGGUUCAGAACCGGGACGUGUCUGCCCCCUCUGCCAUUCUCCGAACACCAGAAAGCACAAAACCAGGUCCUGUCUGUCAGCCGCCAGUGAGUCAGAGCCGCUCACUGCUCUCUUCUGUCCCGCCCAAGCCACCAGUGUCUCUGGAGCCUCAAAAUGGGACAUAUGCAGGACCAACGCCAGCAUUCCAGCCGUUCUUCUUCACGGGGGCAUUUCCAUUUAAUAUGCAAGAGCUGGUACUCAAGGUGAGGAUUCAGAACCCAUCUCUUCGAGAAAAUGAUUUCAUCGAGAUUGAACUGGACCGACAGGAGCUCACCUAUCAAGAAUUGCUCAGAGUGAGUUGCUGUGAGCUGGGUGUGGAUCCAGAUCAAGUGGAGAAGAUCAGAAAGUUACCCAAUACUCUGGUGAGAAAGGACAAAGACGUUGCUCGACUCCAAGACUUCCAGGAGCUGGAACUGGUUCUAAUGAUAAGUGAGAACAAUUUUCUGUUCAGAAAUGCUGCAUCCACACUGACUGAAAGACCUUGCUACAACAGGAGAGCUUCCAAACUGACUUACUAAUGCAGCAGGGACUUUUAUUGCUGAGUGUUGUGACAGUGCGCAUCCCCUCUGGGCCAAGGACAAGCCAUGGAUCGAAAUGCCUUGGGCGCCACCGUGUAGUAUACACUAACAUCGUUCUGCCAAGGUAGGAAGCCCCUGACCCCCCCCCCCCCCCCCAGCAGCGGUGCCACUCUUCCAAGCCUCUUGGUGCACAAUAAACCUAUUGCUUGAAGCUGUGAACAGCUGAGAAGUGGUCUGGAGAGGCAGAAGCCGGCCGUUCUGUGUUCGUGUGCCCCAUGUCAGUGAGCUGUCCAAGCAGACGCGGAGAGUGCGGAGCCUGUUUGCAGCCACUCCUGCGGGUGGUGCACCUGCAGGGCGGACAUGCUCUCUUGGUGUCGCCUGCUCCCGCCCCCCCCCCCCACCUCUCCUGAAGCAGGAGCUGGUGACAGAGGAAAUUGGGGAAAGCACAGGUACUGGGCAAAAGAAUUUUAGUGUGACUAGUGGCUGUGAGGUUUCACAUACCAUAUUUAUAAAUGUUACUCAGGUUCAAAGUAUUUAAGAAUACAGUUACCUAGUUGUAAGUAUGCUGUUAACCAAAAGAGCUGCCCCUCCUCCCCCCUUUCUCUUUUGUGAGCCCCCAAGCCUGCUUCUGUCUCUAGUCCGCCAUUGCCUGGACAGUCAUUGCUGCAUUAACUCUGUGGCCACUAGAGGGCUCUCUGAUGCCUUCCAAAAGAGCAACGCUUUUUUUUUGUUUUCUUGCUUUUUUUUUUUUCCACACUUUUUAAAUCUCCGAAGCGAUUCCUGUCCUCUCCAUGUUUAAUUGCACCGUCUGAGAAGAGCACAAACAUUGCCGGCCCGUGUUCUCCACUUUCAUUUCCCACUAGAAAUGAAAAGCAAUUUUUGAAACCGAAUCUGUUGCUAUUUUAAAGGUUAUCGUGGGAAACUGAGCUAAAGGAGUUAGCAUCUUUAUUUUUGUAUCAAAGAUAAGGGUUAUUUUGAAAUUAUUAGGAUUUUUACACAACUCUGAAAUCUGUUGCUUUUUGUAUAAACAAAUUGUUUGAUCCUAGGGCUCCCCGACUACCACCACCAGUCCACUUAACAAAGCCAGUUGUGAGUUUCCCAGGCUUUGUUCUGGAAGACACUGAUUAAACUCUUGAGCAUGGCAUACAAAUGUUUUUAAAGAGCGCAUUCAAGAAUUCUUUUCCUUUCCUUCCGUGUCAUUAAUGUUCAAAGAGCCACUGUCUUGUUGAGACAAACAGCGUAACUUUAGAAAUAAGAACGAGCACACUUAGACAAACAGGAGGGCAGGGGUUUGAAGCUGGCUGUUGAAGAGCGUCCCUGCUGUCUUAAGAAGCUUUUUCCCCAUAGUGCCUAUAGUUUCCAAAGAAACUGAACUUCCUAACUGUGUUAAUUUUAUUGGAACACUGCGACGACUGAGCGAGAACAUGCAGAAGCUGUCAGUGGAAGAGAGUGUUGUGCUGAGCUAAUGGUCUCCUGCUGCUGCUUGGUGCUGAGCUGAGGUUGAGGUGUUUUCAAGGCCAGCUUCAUGGGGUCACUCCGUUUGGUGACUUAACCGUCUCCCACCAGUUAUUGAUGGUGACUUACUCAUCCUUGUACAGUGUUUGCAUCACUGAGUAAAGGUUACUUAUUAUCCCUUCUCUGAAGUGCUUGAAAGGAAACCUCCCUAUGUUUCAACCAAUCAGAAGCUAGUUUACCUAGACCUACUAACCUUUUUUCCUUCCCUUUGGGAAAAGUUACAAUUUACUGAUAACACGAAGGCUAGUUGUAUCCCGGAGGAAGUAAGUCCAGUAUUAAUUUUUGUCUAAAUCACUGGGGUAAAAACUCUUCUAGCCAUCUAGAUCAAUUAGAGACUCAGAGGCAGUGGAGGUCCCCAGCCCGGAGGUGGCCUAUGGAGGAGUCGCUCCAGGGCAUUCCCCUGCCCCCGCCCCCGGCUUAGAGACGGAAGUUAUAGGUGGAGGUUGGAGCGGACGCUCGGGCGAGGGAGGGGCUGGGCAUCUCAGGGGAGGGCUGAGCCCUCCAUGGGCCUCUCUUCUCCUUUCUCAAGUCUUCUGUAGUCAACUGACUCCUGCAUCUGGCGGUGGGAUGAGCCCGCACAGUUGAUGGUAGGUGAGUUUAAAGUCUUAAUCUAUGCAUUCAGAGAAAUAUUUUUAUAUGCUUUGUGUAAUUUAUAACAAGGACUUUUUUUUUUAGCUUUGUUAACUGUGAAUUCACCCCUCCUCCACUGCAUAUUUAAAGCAUGUGUUCACACGGUGUGUAAACAUUCACUGAAGACUUUUUUCUUUGUGCAUUGCCGACUGUUCAGACAUAACGAGUAUUAUUAAAAUCAAAUAUUAACGGA